Messenger RNA from Mugil cephalus (flathead mullet), 1971 nucleotides. It is a transcript of the gene stxbp6l, whose product is annotated as syntaxin binding protein 6 (amisyn), like. Lineage: Eukaryota; Metazoa; Chordata; Actinopteri; Mugiliformes; Mugilidae. The record is from RefSeq and is a predicted model, not a curated record. The coding region runs from base 146 to 1066 and encodes 306 amino acids. The transcript is spliced from 7 exons.
GCGUUCACAGUGAGCGCGCCCCCGAUAUAAAUUCAUGACAGAAUCCUUGGAAAUGUUUAAUUUAACAACCUACUAAUCUAAACCACUAACACACUGCCCUCACUGGACUAGAAAGCCCGUCCACACUCCAGCGUCAGGCAUUUGGAUGGCAAAAAGGACAAGACCUGGUCUCAGGACUACAAUGAACAUUCAGUCUGCCAUCAACAAAGAGAUCUUCAUUCCUCGGGGCGAGCGGAUGCUGGUGGCAGUGGAGGUGAAGAGGAGGAAAAGGAAGAGGAUGUCUUUCCUGCCUGUUAGAGCCAAAGAUGAUUAUACCACAUUUAUCUGUGUGUCAGUGACCAACACCAAACCACAUCAACUCCUCAUUACAAAGGUGAAGAGGUUUGGAGACUCCACCUCGUUUACCAGGAGGUCCCAGUGGAUGGUGGAGCAGCUCCGACAGGUCAAUGGAAUCAACCCCAACAAGGACAGCUCAGAGUUUGACUUGGUUUUUGACAAUGCUCUGGACCAGUGGGUGGCCAGCUCAACAGCAGAGAAGUGCAUCUUUGUCCAGAUCCUGUAUCACGCUUGCCAGACCUACUGGGAUGGGAAAGCAGGUAGUUUGGGAAAGCCUGUGAAGCUGGACAAAGCAGGCAUACAGGGGGGAGCAAGUCAGAGUUUUGACAACGAGGCUGGAGUUGUUCCUCGUGAUCAUUCUGCAUCCAGAACCCUACAGGCACGACGGAAAAGCUACAUUCCACCCAAAAAGACAGAGUUCAUCAACUGUCAGUCCAAACUCACAAGAGAUGCUCACACCCUAAACUUGGUCAUCUACCGCUGCAAGGCCUUUCUGAAUCGAAUGAAGAAGAUGGUGACGGCAAAUCAAGGCCGUUCAACAGGUCAAAGUCAGACUAGGCAUGGUGUCAGAGAAAGAACUGUGGGUAAUGUAGUCCAGAAGAUGAGCGUGACUCUGGGGGAGCGUGGAGACAGACUGACUCGUGCUGAGGACAAGACCAUGGAACUAAUGCACAAAGCCCAACAAUUUGCAGACACUGCUCAUAAGCUGACUCUGAAGUACUCAAAAUAGUACUACUACUGGAAGACGGGGUUGAAUUCUUCUGGAAUCCUGUAACAUGGAAACUAACAUGUUAGUACGCAAGUGGAGGAAAGUGACUCAGGCUUUCGGCUAUCACUAAAAUGCUUCUUUCACAACUGUGUGCAGCGCACAGAACUAAAAAAUCUGUCUUUGUGAUUUUAAUGUUUGCUUUUCACAUUUGGGACGCCACUUCCCAUGUACUGAGGAUUGCCUGACCUUGUGACAGUUAAUGGACUUCUUUCACCCUAGAAUUACAGUACUACAAGUCUGACCUAAGCUAAGAGUACUGCUCAGGGGGAAUGACAUUUAAUGUUUUAUUUGAUUUGGAUACAUUCUGUAUCUGGCCAGUGUCUGAAUUACAUUUGAUAUGACUUGUUAUGUUUCAUCUUAUACUGUUGUGAAGUUUGGUGUCACCACCUGUCACUAUACUUUUAUGCGGGUGGGUAGAUGUGCGUGUAGUGCUGUGUCAUUUGUGUUGUCCUUUACGUUCAUAUCCGUGUCUCCACCAACUGCCCCUUUCUGUUUUUGUUGUCUUUAUCGCAUUCUUGUCUGCGUCUGCAACUGUCUCAUUGUGUUUGUGUUUGAGCUCUUGUCUUUGACCGCUGGGUGAAGUCAGGUAAGUUCACCAGUUUUUUGAGAGGAGUCCAAUAUCAGCUUGAUCAAGCAGACUGCAUAGAAAAGUCUAAAUAAUACUUAAUAGACCUUGAAAUACUGGCUUCAUGUUUGCAUCUCUUUUUUUCAGUACUCAGGUAUAGGACUGAUUUAAAAGUGAAUGAAGGACUUGAUAUGCUAAAGAAUACAAGGGAAUCAAGUCAAACUGAACUUCUCUUUAAUGUUUUGUGCUUGUUUGUAUGUGAUGUGCUCUUGUCUCUAUUAAAUAUUGUGUUGAACAAAAA